Molecule: messenger RNA, 817 nt
Organism: Haliotis rufescens (red abalone)
Lineage: Eukaryota; Metazoa; Mollusca; Gastropoda; Lepetellida; Haliotidae
Exons: 10
Coding region: 26-817 (263 amino acids)
Source: RefSeq, a predicted model, not a curated record
GUUGAAUUUCUCAGCUUCAAGGACAAUGAAGACUUUUUUCGCAUUUGUAGUCGCUGUUGUAGCAAGUCAAGCUAUGGCCCUGUCGAUACAGGAUGGAAAUGAUGAGUGCGCUGAUUGCAUCGCUUUCAUUACUGAUCGCCAGGAGAUGGAACUCGAAUCGAUUGAAGAACAGGAAGCAAAAAUGAACAACGUCUGUUCUUCAAUGGAACCCAGCAAGGUGGAAGAGUGUAAGACAAAAGUGCAGAAAAUAUGCCAGAAGAAGAAGGACAAAGUCAACAGUCAGAGCCCUGAAGCCAUCUGCAAAGCCACCAAGUACUGCCCGUCGCUUGAUACCGCCAACAUGAACACACCUACAAACAAGGUUCAAGGGAGACGGCGAUGCAAGGACUGCAAGAACUUUCUAAAAGACGUCAAAGAAAGGCAAAUGGUCACUGUUGCCUCUGUAAAGGAACUGAUCGAAACCAUGUUCUGUGAAAAGCUCAGCGAAGACCGCCAGGAACAGUGUGCUGACUUUCUAGAUGCAGCAAUCGAAAUCGAAAUCGAGCUACUAGAUUUGGUGAUGCUGACAAUGCUGCCUCUCGAUCCUUCAGCGCACACGAACAACGUCACGUACAUAUGUCGCAUCCUCCACAAGUAUUCAUUAUACUGUCACCUGGAGGCAUUUCUUAGUUCCAGUACAUCCCUGGAGCGGAAGAUAUGGAAAAGGACAGUCAAAGAAGCCGUGAAUACUUUUGAAGUACCAGCAUGGCGGGAAAGACUUUCAUCAGAAACUGACACUGUGCACUUUGAGAGUAUUCACACGUGGCGAGGAGGAUAG